AUGGUCUAUUUUGCCUUUAUGACAUUCUUUCCCUUCCUAAAUAGCUUGCUAGAACGUUUCUUUUCUUUUGAUUUAUGGGAUAUGCCUGCGCAAAGAUUUUUCCACGGUAUUAUGUCUAAAUUGUAUGAUGAACGUAAAGAUGAUCCUGAGGCUAAAGAUAAAUAUAAUGACAUUUUUCAAUUAUUGAUGAAUGCUGUAAAUGAUUCUGAGGCCUCCGAAAUAGAGGAUGUUACAAAGGGUCAAACUACCUAUGAACUAAACAAUAAUUUGAUAACGAAACAAUAUGAUAAAUAUCUCAGCAAAAUAGAGCUUUUUGCUCAAGGGCUUAUACUUUUAAUUGCUGGAUAUGAUACAACAGGUUCAGUUUUGCAAUUUGCUAUUUAUAUGCUUGCAAUGAAUCCAGAAGUUCAGGCAAAAUUGAGAGAGGAAAUUAAUUGUGAACAAAUUUCAUAUGAGCAUUUAAAAAGGAUGGAGUAUCUACAAGCAGUUGUUCAGGAAACUUUAAGAAUGUAUCCGCCAGCUCCCUCGUAA
Meloidogyne enterolobii is the source of this 531-nucleotide messenger RNA. NCBI's taxonomy places the organism in Eukaryota, Metazoa, Nematoda, Chromadorea, Rhabditida, Meloidogynidae. The record is from the annotation of a GenBank genome assembly.